CGCGUAUGUAAUCCCGCUCGCUCCAUCAGCAGCAGCAGUCCUCGCUCUGUCCGGAGCAGGAGAUGAGGGCUCGGCAGCGAGGAGCUGCGUGACGGGGGCUCAGCUCCCACCCAGCCGCUCCACAUCACAACACACACAGCCAGAUCUCACCCGGAGCUUCUCCUCUGCAGCACCAUGCGCGCGGGCUCCACUCGCGGCGCGCUGCUGUCUGUCUACUACCCCCAGAUCCUGCUCAUCCUCAGCAGCGGCAGCUACCUGGCCCUGUCCUCGGUGGUGGCUCUGGGUGCGAAUAUCAUCUGUAAUAAGAUCCCCGGCCUGGCCCCCCGACAGCGAGCCAUCUGCCAGAGCCGCCCGGACGCCAUCAUCGUCAUCGGAGAGGGUGCUCAGAUGGGCAUCAACGAGUGCCAGUACCAGUUCCGCUACGGCCGCUGGAACUGCUCCGCCCUGGGAGAGAGGACUGUCUUUGGACAAGAGCUGCGAGUGGGCAGCAAGGAGGCAGCAUUCACGUACGCCAUCACAGCAGCAGGUGUUGCCCACGCAGUCACAGCAGCCUGCAGCCAGGGCAACCUGAGCCACUGUGGCUGCGACAGGGAGAAGCAGGGCUACCAUGACCAUGAGGAGGGCUGGAAAUGGGGAGGUUGCUCGGCUGACGUCAAGUACGGCGUGGAGUUCUCCAGGCGCUUCGUAGACGCCCGAGAGAUUAAAAAAAAUGCCCGCAGGCUAAUGAAUCUGCACAACAAUGAAGCAGGCAGAAAGGUCCUGGAGGAGAGGAUGAAGCUUGAGUGCAAGUGCCAUGGGGUCUCGGGUUCGUGCACCACUAAAACAUGCUGGACAACGCUGCCCAAGUUUCGGGAGAUUGGUUAUGUACUAAAGGAACGUUACGGGGUGGCGGUGCAGGUGGAGGCUGUGCGGGCCACUCGCUUGCGGCAGCCCUCGUUUCUGCGGCUCAAACAGUCACAUGGCUACAUCAAGCCAACUGACACGGACCUGGUGUACUUAGAGCGGUCCCCGAAUUACUGCGAGGAGGAUGUGGCCACGGGCAGUGCGGGAACACGCGGCCGACUGUGCAACCACACAUCACCCCACCCAGAUGGGUGCGGCCUAAUGUGUUGUGGGCGAGGCCACGACACCCACCAGUACACACGGGUGUGGCAGUGCAACUGCAAGUUCCAGUGGUGCUGCUUUGUAAAGUGCAACACCUGCAGUGAAAUGACAGAGGUGUUCACCUGUAAGUGAGGACAAAGAAACAAGGAUGAGCAAUAGGGUGGGAAGGCCAAGAUGCCACUGGAAAGGAAGCUGAAUUGGGAAUAACCUUGUGAUUUCAUGGCUUCGUUUUGCACACAGGGCACUCUUUACGAAUAAAGAUGCUAAUGUCUAGCAAAGUCUAUAGGGAAGAAAUGCAAAGAUGCACUCAUAGUAUGAUCUCAGUGAAAUGCAGGAACCUUUGCGGUACAAGGAGUUUAGUUCUCUGCCUCUGAAGUACAAGGAAGGACAAUAGAAGGUUCUGUGGAUCUAAUGCUGAUUCUUGACAUUGACUAACACAAGCCAGACUAAGAGACAUAAGUAUGGAAGAAAAAAGGGAGGAAGAAAGAUUCUAGUGUCUUCCUCAACAUGAAAUGCUGGAACGAACGCUUCAAAUGCUCAGUCACACUGUAUACCCUGAACACUGAAAAACAACUUCUUUCUUUUCCUUUCUUUUGAUAAUGGACUGAUAACUUGUUAAGAUUUAUGUUUCUUUGAUGACAUCAAAAAUGACUGCUACUGAUAAUAACCUGGCCUGUUGCUAAUCAUUUCCAUGUCACAUAAUAACACAUUACAGCCGCACAUACAGAAAUGUGGCCUCAACCAAAAAAAAAAAACAUUCUUCUGUAGUAGUUGUUAAUGCCAAAUACAUCCUCUGCUAUAUUGUAUCUAAGCACCAUAAUGUGAGGAUGAUACACUACUCCAUUGUCUGUCUCUUCAUAUUCAUUUUGUAAAUGUGUCUAGGUUUGCAUUUGUGUAAAAUGUGUAUAAAUGGAUGGAAGUACGGUGAAGCUUCUAAAGGAAUACGCCAGUGUUUUCCUUUUGGUCUCUAUUUGGCAUAUAUGGUCAAUAUAAGUACAUAUGGUCAAUUAAAAUGUACAAAGGUUUAAUAUCAUAGCCUUCUCCACCACUGCCAUGUUUGCCCUCUAGUAGCUGUUCAGCAUUCAUGCUAGGACAAGGGGCACAUGGAAGUAUGUGGGCAGUGAUCAAUACAGCGUUUGAAAAUGAGGCCAAUAAUUUUUUUUAUGUAAAGGAAGUCAAAAUUAGCCUUUGCUGUUACUGGGACACUUUCAUAUGUGGUCCUAAAAUCUGAUACAUAUCUGAUACAUAGUUAUUAAAAAAGCCAGAUCAGAAUUUAGGCAAAUUUUACAUCAGUCCAAUUCAAAAUGUACAAUGGAUAGCAGUAAAGGAGGUUUUCAUUGGUGGAAUUGUAAUGUAACAGACUUUUGUCAAACUAAAUUAGAAGGCACAUACAUUGCUAAUGUUUUCUUUUUGCAGUACAGCGUUUUGUUAUAAAUAGCUUGUGUUACAAGGGAAUAAAACAGUAAUGUCUAUCAAGCAAACAAAGAAACGUGUUGGUAAUCAACAUUCACAGAUAAGCAAGUAAGCUACCCAUUGUUCUUAAUGUUACAGUGAAUCUGCCCUGUUUUCACCAGACAAAGCUACACAAAGCCACUGGUGCCCACUGGUUUGCAUGCCAAGCCUGUUUUGAGUAAACAUAUUUUCUUCUCUUUUCAGAGAAGUACAAAUUGUUGUCCAUGGUAAUCGACCAUACUGUACAAAUAAGCAUGUAGAGGAUAUGUUAAAAACACUGAAGCAUUCCUUUAACAUGCUUCACCAAAACACAUUUGUGUGGUCAACCCGCACACACAACAUUCUCACGAAUUCCACAGACAAGGGGUUCCACAUCACUAGCCUCACCCAGCCAGUUAUAUUCCGCCUGAGCCAUUGGAAUUUACCUAACCAUACAGCUGGGGUCUGAAAUGUUAAAGGUCAUGUAACUAUUUUUGGUAGCAACAUUUUUUUGUUCAAGAUUUGUUUGUACACAUUUUGUGGCUGGCAAAUUUGUAAAGGUAUAUUUUUUUAUGUAGAAAUAUGGCACUUUAUGUCAUGUAUAUUCUGAAAAACAGAGUAAUUAUUACCAUUUUCCUCAUUAUUAUUACUUCAUUGUUUCUUAACGAUUUGAGAAUCAGAGAUGCUGAAUUAUGUCCCAAAAUUGAAUGGUUAUGUAUACAUUGUGUUUGUUUUCACAGUAGCUGACAUUUCUUUUGUGUAGUCCCAGUUUUAUUUGGAUCCAUCUCAUUCUUUUGUAGCCUGGUCAUACUUGUAGUCCUUCUGGAAGCAGUAUAAAUCAGUAGGUGAAUAAAUUAAUCAAACCGUUUAA
This is a messenger RNA of Astyanax mexicanus (Mexican tetra), 3406 nucleotides long. It is a transcript of the gene wnt7ba, whose product is annotated as wingless-type MMTV integration site family, member 7Ba. Gene Ontology annotation, biological process: multicellular organism development; cell fate commitment; neuron differentiation. Gene Ontology annotation, molecular function: cytokine activity; frizzled binding. Gene Ontology annotation, cellular component: extracellular region. The transcript is spliced from 4 exons. The coding region runs from base 175 to 1236 and encodes 353 amino acids. Lineage: Eukaryota; Metazoa; Chordata; Actinopteri; Characiformes; Acestrorhamphidae. The record is from RefSeq and is a predicted model, not a curated record.